AUGGAGACCGAAAUAUCCGAGACACCGGUUGUCUCUUUUCGCCCAGUCAAGCGGCAAAAGUUUCUGCGCAAAAGAGUCGAUGAUUCCGAUGACGUACCCACGCCAGAAAGCGCAGUGACUGAACACAGAACAACGUCCGAAGAGAGACAGAACGAUAAUAGAGAGCUGCAAGAUACCAGCAAUCAAAGCGAGGUAUCGAACAUUAUGCGGCCGCGAAAGGUUCAGCGCAUGCGAAGAGGCGGCAUCGAGUUCUCGACUACCAGCUCGCAGGCAGCCGAUAAGAACCAUAGUCUGACUUUGUCGGUGGAGGAUACAGAAGCAGAUAUUCUCAAGGCUAGACUCGAUCGGUUCACGGCUCAUACAGGGCAAAAGGUUGAUGUCGAUAAACAUAUGAUGGAAUAUAUAGAGUCAGAACUGGCUAGACGACAAAAUCGUACGCAAAAAAAUGAUGAAAAUUCCGCGGCUAGUCGAUUCAGUCAGUCAGAUGCGAACGAUUCGUUCACCAACGCAUUCUCUAAACGUGAACCGGCCACACUAGGGAAGCUCCAUGAGAUUGAUCUUGGUCAAGAGACAAAAUUGCAGAAUAUUGCUCGCACAGAAGCAGCAACGCGGCGCAUGGCCGGCGAAUCUCCGGACGCAGUUGAGGAGGUUGGGAAGAGCAAGUCUUGGAGAAAUCGAAGGCGCAACAGGGAAGAUAUUGAACGGGAUAGACUCGUGGAGGAAGUUUUACGAGAGAGUAAACUGGAUGUAUACGAUGAACCGGAGCAAUCUGCAAAUUAUGAUGAUAUGGCUGCGGAUGACCGUAUCGCGGAACAAUUCCGACGCGAUUUCAUGGAAGCUAUCCAGACCAGGCGCCGGACGCAGCGAAACCGUACCACCACGACUGCCACAAACAGUAGGGUUGCUAAACCUGAGCCGCCUCGCGGGCCGAAGUUAGGUGGAAGUCGGAGCGCUCGUGCUGCAAUGCGGGAGAUGCAAGAGAAGAGUGGCAAGAAAUGA
Talaromyces marneffei is the source of this 999-nucleotide messenger RNA. RefSeq lists its product as uncharacterized. Gene Ontology annotation, biological process: mRNA splicing, via spliceosome. Lineage: Eukaryota; Fungi; Ascomycota; Eurotiomycetes; Eurotiales; Trichocomaceae. The transcript is spliced from 3 exons. The record is from RefSeq and is a predicted model, not a curated record. The coding region runs from base 1 to 999 and encodes 332 amino acids. Gene Ontology annotation, cellular component: spliceosomal complex.